Paramecium tetraurelia is the source of this 210-nucleotide messenger RNA. RefSeq lists its product as uncharacterized. The transcript has a single exon. The record is from RefSeq and is a predicted model, not a curated record. NCBI's taxonomy places the organism in Eukaryota, Ciliophora, Oligohymenophorea, Peniculida, Parameciidae.
AUGGUUAAAUAAUAAGACCAUAAUGAAAAUAAAGAUAGAGAGGGUUAUGGUGAUAUUGGAUAUAAAACUUAGUUAUAGAUUAAUUACUAUAAUGGAAAAUAGCCAAAAAAGAUGGAUAUAGAGAACUUACUUGAAUUUACAAAGGAUAGUAACCAUAUGGUUAACAAAAUAAUGAAAGAACAGAAUUUAUGGAUCUGGAAUGGAAAAUGA